AUGUCUCAAUUUGCUCUUCCCGGUGCGAACAAGUCAUACGGAAACCCCCCAACCCCCAGCCUCAAGCCUCGGCAUGGGCGGCUACUUCUUCCUCUAAUGGCUACAAUUGGUCUCGGUUUCGGCGCAUACAACUACUACACCGCAGCCAAGUCGCGGCAAGAAAAGUCUAUGCUGGAGGAAAAAGAACGCAUGGCGCGAAACCAACAGUUGAUGGACGCGUACGGCGACAAGAACAGUCUGCAUGAUGUCCAGCAGGCACUCGACACCUACAACCAAUGAACAUCGGAUCCGUAUUUCAAGAUGCUGGUAAUCUUGAGGUAAAGGAUGGAUUUUUU
Penicillium crustosum is the source of this 335-nucleotide messenger RNA. RefSeq lists its product as uncharacterized. The record is from RefSeq and is a predicted model, not a curated record. The transcript has 3 exons. NCBI's taxonomy places the organism in Eukaryota, Fungi, Ascomycota, Eurotiomycetes, Eurotiales, Aspergillaceae. The coding region runs from base 1 to 279 and encodes 92 amino acids.